Molecule: messenger RNA, 1587 nt
Organism: Penicillium paradoxum
Lineage: Eukaryota; Fungi; Ascomycota; Eurotiomycetes; Eurotiales; Aspergillaceae
Exons: 1
Coding region: 1-1587 (528 amino acids)
Source: RefSeq, a predicted model, not a curated record
AUGCGACAACUGUCGCUUCUCCUAUGUGCACUUCCAGCUGUAUCAAGCGCCUUGAUAACAACCUUGAAUCCCACUGCGCCGAUCAAAAAUGCAAAUCAUAUUUUCAAUGUGAUUCAUGACUCAAUGCGUCAGUGGGGGUCAUCGCUGCAUCACAACGGUGUCUCGUUCUUCCUCGCUGGUGUGCCCGCUGGCACCCACUUCUACCAUGGAACCUCGGUAUCUGACCCAGUCAAUGGCACAGAGUGGUUGGCCUUUGAGCCUGAGCAUGCCAUGGUUUUCGCGCGGCCACCAUGGGGACCUCCACCGCAUGGGUCGCCUGUGGAUGAUGAUGCUAGGCAACGCAAUAGGGGCCAUGGGGAGUUACGCAUGCGGGAGGAUCACUCUGGACAACAUUCGGUCUUCAACGAAGACGAGAACGGAUAUUUGCAUACAUACGCUGCAGCAAAAGACCUCCGUUUGCUAUAUAUCGACGGUAUGUCUGCCGCCAAGACAUCAAAAGGCACGCUUGAUUCCCAGGAUGUGGUUCUAUUCAACGGCUCUUUCGAGGGCGAGCCGGGGUGGAUGGGACGUGAAGGCGAGCGCGCAAUGUUAGCUUGCGACAUGGCUGAUAAUCAAUGGGAGGGUCGGAUUGAUGGUGUUCUCCGCAUGGAGGCGGGCUUUGAGAUCAUCUUGUGUCAUUUUGAGCGCGAUCUUGUUCCUGUGCGGAUUACGCAGGCUCAGAAGCGUGAAGACUUGGCGUCCAUGGAUCGUGGGUAUGGUGAUCGGGAUGGUCUUCGUGGGCAAGAUGAUGGAAUGGGACGGCGACCUGUAGGUCCCGGUGUUCCCGGUCGACCACCUCAAGGCCCUGGGAAGAGUCCGAAUUCAGCGCGGUGGAUGCGUGCUGUGACUGCGCGUUAUAAUGGUAUUGGUGGACGUCGGGUGUCUUUGAAUUUCAAUCAUUUUGUGACGGCCUUCGCCCAUGAUGUAGAUCUGUUUCAAGAUGAUACAGGUCUUCCUCGAUUGGCUAACCUGUCCUAUGAGGAAUUGGCUCCUAUCCGGGCUGGUAUCACGGAUCUGAUUAUGAAUCACCACCCGGCUGAAGACUGUGAAGACUGGCAGGCCAUUGCUGAUAUGAUCGUCACACGAUAUAGCAAGGAGCUGGCCUAUUUUGGUUCUGGCGCCAUUGAUUCGAUCGAAGAUCUGCAGUCUGAGAUUGACCGCCUCUUUUCUCCCUUCAUUGAUUACGGUGACCGGGACGAUGCUGCUGAGAUUGAGCGCUGUGCUACUCAGUUUUUGCCUUCCGGUUUGGAGACUGGAGGUCUUGCCGGUCGUGCUAUUUAUGGAGUUGCAAAUAGAAUUUGCUCUGAUUUGCUGCGCGCUGGAAAGAAGGCAGAUCUUGAGUCGGCUGCUCAGGUUAUUAAAAAGCUCAUUGGUUAUCUUGAUUGGGCAACGUGGAAGGAGUGUCGUGGUUGCGCGGCGAAUGAGAUUUGUGUUGUGCCUAUUUGGCCCAUGGGUACAGUGCAGGACUAUGAGAACCCGAAGUGCAAGGAUGCAUCUGACCCUUAUGGAGAGGGUGGGGAGAGUUAUUGGAAUGCACCACACUACUGA